This is a messenger RNA of Arabidopsis lyrata subsp. lyrata, 4107 nucleotides long. RefSeq names its product pentatricopeptide repeat-containing protein At1g62670, mitochondrial. Lineage: Eukaryota; Viridiplantae; Streptophyta; Magnoliopsida; Brassicales; Brassicaceae. The record is from RefSeq and is a predicted model, not a curated record. Gene Ontology annotation, molecular function: protein binding. The transcript is spliced from 3 exons. The coding region runs from base 462 to 2342 and encodes 626 amino acids.
AAGAAGCUCUGAAGACUUUCUCUCUAAAAGAUAGAGAUGAGAGAAGAGAGAGAAGUCUUCAGCUUCUGCAGUUUUAUGUAGAUUACAAAAUGUUUUUAAUAUAACAUCAAUCAAAAAGCUAAAAAUAAAAAAAGAGGAAUCCCCUUAUUAUAUGUAAAAUGAUCAGGUACGGGAAGGAACACCGAGAUCGUCUGGAGAGUAAGGAUGAAUAAAAGCACUGUUCAUUUGCCAAACCCUAAACGACGCCGUUACGGUCGCAUGAAUGGCGUUAUUGAACAAGAAGAGUUUUGUAGCUCCAUAACGCAAACCGAUAAUCCCAAUAACAUAAUUACUUCAGCAUUCACUCUCUCUAUCGCUGCCUUACUCUCACAGUCUCAGACUCUCAGUGGUUGGUCUAGGGUUUUGUUGAAUGUUACAGAGCUUCCGAAUCAGAGAGAUUGAGAAGAAACCAAAUCGAGAAAAUGAGGAUAUCGUUUGCGAUUGCAUCUUCAGGGAAGAGAUUUGUUCAUCGGAGUCUUGUGGUGAGAGGUAAUGCUGCAGCUGUUUCUCCUUCAUUUUCCCUUUGUUGGAGACGAGAUUUUGCUGGUAAGAGUAGUUAUGAUUAUAGAGAAAUACUUAGAAAUGGGCUGAGUGAUAUUAGGUUAGACGAUGCUGUUGAUUUGUUCAGUGAAAUGGUGAAAUCUCGUCCCUUUCCUUCGAUUAUUGAGUUCAGUAAACUGUUGAGUUCCAUUGCUAAGAUGAAGAAGUUCGAUCUUGUCAUCUCUCUCGGCGAGCAGAUGCAAAAUUUGGGGAUUUCACAUAAUCUCUAUACUUACAGUAUUUUCAUUAACUGUUUUUGCCGACGCUCUCAACUCUCUCUUGCUUUAGCUGUUCUUGGCAAGAUGAUUAAACUCGGUUAUGAGCCCAGCAUUGUUACGCUUAACUCGAUACUCCAUGGAUUCUGUCAUAGUAAUAGGAUUUCUGAUGCCGUAGCUUUGGUUGAUCAAAUGGUGGAAAUGGGAUAUCAACUUGAUACAGUUACCUUUAACACUUUAAUCCAUGGACUUUUUCUUCACAACAAAGCUUCAGAAGCAGUGGCUUUAGUUGACCGAAUGGUUGCGAAAGGGUGCCAACCAGAUUUGGUUACAUACGGUGCAGUUGUUAAUGGAAUCUGUAAAAGAGGUGAUACUGAUUUGGCUUUAAGUAAAAAGAUGGAGAAAGAAAAAAUAGAGCCAGAUGUUGUAAUCUACAGCACAGUCAUCGAUGCUCUUUGCAAAUACAAACAUGUGAAUGAUGCACUUGACCUAUUCAAUGAAAUGGAGAACAAAGGAAUCAAACUAGAUGUUACUUACAACUCCCUCAUAAGCUGCCUUUGUAAUUACGGAAGAUGGAGCGAUGCCUCCCGAUUACUUAGUGAUAUGAUUAAGAGGAAGAUCAAUCCAAAUGUAGUCACUUUCAAUGCAUUGAUUGAUGCAUUUGCGAAGGAGGGAAAACUUAUAGAGGCUGAGAAAUUGUACGAGGAGAUGAGAAAAAGGUCUAUAGAUCCUGAUAUCUUCACUUACAGUUCUUUCAUCAACGGGUUUUGUAUGCACGAUCGUCUAGACGAGGCCGAGCAGAUGUUUGAGUUUAUGGUUAGCAAGGGCUGUUUCCCAGAUGUAGUGACUUAUAAUACGCUUAUAAAGGGAUUUUGUAAGGCUAAGAGAGUAGAGGAAGGUAUGGAACUCUUCCGCGAGAUGUCACAGAGAGGAUUGGUUGGCGAUACAGUCACUUACAACACUCUUAUCCAGGGGUUAUUUCAAGCUCGAGAUUGUGAUAUGGCCCAAAAACUAUUCAAAGAGAUGGAAUCUUUUGGUGUCUACCCCGAUCUUUGGACCUACAACAUUUUGUUAGAUGGACUUAGUAAUAACGGGAAGCUAGAAAAAGCAUUGGUGGUAUUCGAGCGUAUGCAGAAGGCUGAAAUUGAACUUGAUAUAUUCACAUACAAUAUUAUGAUUGAAGGGAUGUGCAAGGUUGGGAUGGUGGAAGAUGGGUGGGAUCUAUUUUGUUGUCUCAGCCGUAAAGGAGUGAAGGCUAAUGUUAUAACCUAUACUACAAUGAUCUCAGGAUUCUGUAGGAAAGGUUUAAAGCAGGAAGCACAUGCCUUGCUAAAAAAAAUGAAAGAAGAUGGACCUCUUCCAGAUAGUGGUACUUAUAAUACGCUUGUUAGGGCGCAUCUUAGAGAUGGUGACAAAGCAGCAUCAUCUGAACUCAUCAGAGAAAUGAGGAGUUGCGAGUUUGCUGGAGAUGCUUCAACCAUUGCCUUGGUCACUAAUAUGUUGCAUGAUGGGAGAUUGGAUAAAAGCUUUUUGGAAAUGAUUUCGUAAGACAUCCUUGAGGUUAAUAAGCCUUUUAUGUUGCUUUUCUGGUAAUCACUUUCAGUCCUUAUAUGUUCAUGAAUAUGUUUGAUUAGUAAACUGAUGGUUUCUACUACACAAGAAAAUAUUAUCUGAAAAGAAGGAAAUUCACUUUGAAUAUGACAAGGUCCGAUCAAGUAAAGCAGAAUCGUAUUGAUCUAUAAAAUAGCAUCUUUUGUUUUCGGUUGUUGGUUUUUCUUCUUGUGUUACAGUGAUGUUCCCAAGGCGCAAAUCAUUCUCACAGUUGAGAACAACUCAUUUGUUAUUUUAUUGUUGAUUGUGGAUUCCAUUAAACACGAAAAUGCAUAGGCAAGUGGAGUUCUUGGCCUUUUUACAACUAGCUCUGUGACAUUAAAUAAUUGCUAAGAGGAAGUGACGUCUGGACCAGCAUUAGAACUCGCAGGGCUUUGCGCAUGAAGGCAAGCUCAGAGUAGAGACAGAAUUUGACCUCUACGUGUGGAGAUUCUCCGGUAACCCGAAACUGAGGCUUCAGCUAUGAAUAGAGACUCUUGAAUACAAGAGAACCGUAUCCCAUCAGAUCCUGUAAUGGUGAUGAGAGGGCCAGAUUUGUCCAAUCGUCGUUCCACAAAGAGCAUAAUUCUCCAAUACCGAUGGAGCAACUCCUCGAAGCUCGGUGAUGUUACUUGGUUAUGAGCCCAGCAUUGUCACGCUUUCUUCGCUGCUCAAUGGUGCUCAAACACAAAUCAAUAUAGGCAAAAGAGAUGUAUUUGGCUUGGCUUGAUAAUAUAUUCCUUUUUUUUGGGGGACAAAGGAUGUAAGGGAAAUAUAUUCCUCUUUCUUCUCUUCUCUCCUAACAAUAUUCACUCGUUUGCUAACAGCUUCACGUUUUUUUUUCUUUGAGAAUCUCUUUCUCUGUGUAGGUGCAGCGAUGGGUGGUUGUUUCUCUGUCUCGUUGUCAUGUGAUCAAGUUGUUAAUCAAGUCUCUCAAUGGUUAUGUGUCAAAGAGAGUUACAUUAACAACCUCGAGGAGAAUCUCACAGCCUUAGAGACAACCAUGGAUGAUCUGAAAGCAACGCGGGAUGAUUUGUAUUGUCAAAAAGGCAUUACACAACUCAUAUUCCCAGUAGCAAUUUUAACAAUAAUGCUUUCUCAGCUUUGGGCAGCUUAUUACUCUGAUUGUGUUAAGACAAGGAAAUGGCAGAGGUCUCCAAUAUAUGUUCUUCAGCUCCGGUAGAUUAUCCAACUGCAAAAAUUCUAGUCUUUGAAAAGGAACAAUCCCUGAUUCUUCACAUACACAAGCUUUCUCUUUGUUUAUUAUGUCUUCUACUUCAUCUGCUUGACUGCUUUGUGAACAACAUGUUUUCUAAGAUUUGGAGCGAACAUCAACCACGUCAAUUCUUUACAGCAAUUACUAGACCAUAGAACAAUCGUAGCGAGGCUUAAGAAGCAUGCAUUUGUCGCUUCUAAUGCUUGUAAUAUCCAUCUUUAUCUCAGAAAUAGUACAUGAACGAAAAUAAAGUUCACGAACUUUCUCCAUACUAGCUAAAAACGAUACGUCUGAUGAUUGUAAUCGACAAUUGUUGAACUUCAUAGCUUGUGUACAACGCAUCAGCUUGUGAGAGCUUAAAAAUUGAUCCAAACCUGAAUCAUUACCGAUUCCUAUGGUUAGAAUUUCUAAAUGUUCCAAGACUAGCAACUCCUCCACUGUGUUGGGAUUGACUCUAACUCCUGAACCUUUUAAUUUAAAUACUUUCAAAUUUAGUAGUGAAGAAAU